UAACUGUAUAGCUGGCCAAGCAUUUGUACUCUGUAGUGCAGUAACAGAUUUUGAUUUUAUUGUUACCAUUGUUGUUCUUAAAAAUGUCUUAUCUUUUACAAGGGCCUUUGGGAAAAAUCUCCAGGGACAAACUUCUGACGUUUUCUUUGCAGCCAGUAGUUUAACUGCUGUAUUACACUCACUCAGUGAAGUGAUGGAAAAUAUUGAAGUUUAUCAUGAGUUUUGGUUUGAGGAAGCCACAAAUUUGGCAACCAAACUUGAUAUUCAAAUGAAACUCCCUGGUAAAUUUCAUAGGGCUCAACAAGGUAACCUGGAAUCUCAAUUAACCUCUGAGAGUUACUAUAAAGAAACCCUGAGUGUCCCAACAGUAGAGCACAUUAUUCAGGAACUUAAAGAUAUAUUCUCAGAACAGCAUCUCAAAGCUCUUAAAUGCUUAUCUCUGGUACCCUCAGUCAUGAGACAGCUCAAAUUCAACAUAUCAGAGGAACAUCAUGCUGACAUGUACAGAAGUGACUUACCCAAUCCUGAUACACUCUCAGCUGAACUUCAUUGUUGGAUAAUCAAAUGGAAACACAGAGGGAAAGACAUAGAGCUUCCAUCUACCAUUUAUGAAGCCCUCCAUCUGCCUGACAUUAAGUUUUUUCCUAAUGUGUAUGCCUUGCUGAAGGUCCUGUGUAUUCUUCCUGUGAUGAAAGUUGAGAAUGUGCGCUAUGAAAAUGGAUGAAAGCAUCUCAAAGCAUACUUGAGGCACACUUUGACAGACCAAAGGUCAAGUAACUUGGCUUUGCUUAACAUAAAUUUUGAUAUAAAAUAUGAUCUGGAUUUAAUGGUGGACACAUAUAUCAAACUAUAUACAACUAAAUCAGAGCUUCCUACAGAUAAUUCAGAAACUGUUGAAAAUACCUAAGAGACUUUUACAGUGGGCUUUUUCUUUUU
Molecule: messenger RNA, 936 nt
Organism: Heterocephalus glaber (naked mole-rat)
Lineage: Eukaryota; Metazoa; Chordata; Mammalia; Rodentia; Bathyergidae
Source: RefSeq, a predicted model, not a curated record